Messenger RNA from Penicillium paradoxum, 882 nucleotides. RefSeq names its product putative mitochondrial genome maintenance protein Mgm101. Bases 1 to 882 code for a protein of 293 amino acids. The record is from RefSeq and is a predicted model, not a curated record. Gene Ontology annotation, molecular function: single-stranded DNA binding. Lineage: Eukaryota; Fungi; Ascomycota; Eurotiomycetes; Eurotiales; Aspergillaceae. Gene Ontology annotation, cellular component: mitochondrial nucleoid; mitochondrial chromosome. Gene Ontology annotation, biological process: recombinational repair; interstrand cross-link repair. The transcript has 2 exons.
AUGUCUGCACCUCUUCGUAUUCAGUCCUGGAGGGCGAUCAAAACCCUCCAACAUGCGAUCCAAGUAUCGCGCUCCUCGAGAGCCACCACCCUCCGAAUCGGCCAGCUCUCCAACCCAAUGACGAAAAGGGCAAUCAGCUACACCACCCAAAACCGCAACCAGACUGCCGCCAAACCCACACCAGCAACACCUGUCGCAAAGGCCGCCUCCUCAGCUUCAACGCCAAUCCCAACAGGUGUCCCCGCAUCCCGUAUCCCAGGCAGCACCCCCAGCCGCGCAACCACCGAAAACAUCUCCAAAACCGGGCUGUCCGAUAAGCCCCUCGAGCUUGAGGAACCGGCCGAAGAGAAGAUCGACUGGACGCGUUCAUUCCAUGGCCUGUCUGCUGCGCCAUUCCCCAAAGAAGCGGCUGAUAUUCUACUCAAGGAGAUCGACCCGGACGAGGUUGAGAUCAAGCCUGAUGGCAUCCUCUACCUCCCAGAGAUCAAAUACCGACGGAUCCUGAACCGCGCUUUCGGCCCCGGUGGAUGGGGACUCGUACCACGGAGUGAGAGUAUUGUUACACCCAAGACUGUGACGAGAGAGUAUGCUCUUGUUUGCAAUGGACGCCUUGUCUCCGUGGCCCGUGGUGAACAGGACUACUUCUCCCCAGACGGCAUCCCCACCGCCACAGAAGGCUGCCGAUCCAAUGCACUCGUGCGCUGCUGCAAGGACCUCGGCAUCGCCAGCGAAUUGUGGGACCCGCGCUGGAUCCGCAAGUAUAAGGCGAAGUACACGCGCGAGGUGUUCGUUGAGCACGUUGUUAAUAAGCGGAAGACGAAGAUCUGGACUCGGAAGGAUGACCCUGUUGGAUACCCGUGGAAGGAGACGGGGAGUAAAUAG